CAAGCUCGAGUGGGCAGAGCGAACAGCGAACCAGUCGAGUCCAAGCCACGGUUCACUGAGCUCUCAUAGCCUGUUAUUGACGGGAAGCGCAGGCUGUUCAUGGCUUUACGCCCCGAAUGCUGCUGCUGCUGCUGGAACUAUCACGGAGAAUCGCGCUGGAUCUGCGGGGACGCUUCGAGCUUUCACGUUAUUCUAGAUGUUUUAUCAAAAGCACCAGAGCUUGAGGCAUGUCUUUCCAGGAGGAUACCUUUGUACGAACUAAGACUGGUCAGUAGUGUUUGACAAAGACGUGCGGAUUGAAUCGCAGCAAACGCUUGUUUGUGGAGAAGUGAAAGUGCGCCAACUGAUCUCUUUUCACGCUGGAAAUGUGUAGCGCGUGCUUAGAUCGAUUCACGACUGGCGACAUCAAACUCUCUCAUCUUCGUUCAUGGUAAAAGGAAGAUCUGCCUCCACUGUAAGUGCCCUCGUGAGGAGCAUGUUGUGACCGUCAUGCCUCUAGAGAUGGAGAAGACAGUGACCAAGCUGAUGUACGACUUCCAGAGGAACUCUACAUCCGACGAUGACUCAGGCUGUGCUCUAGAGGAGUAUGCCUGGGUGCCACCCGGACUCAAACCUGAACAGGUACAUCAGUAUUACAGCUCUUUGCCGGAGGAUAAAGUACCAUACGUGAACAGUCCUGGGGAGAAGCAUCGCAUCAAACAGCUUCUGCAUCAACUUCCCCCACAUGACAAUGAGGUGCGAUACUGUAACAGUCUGGAUGAUGAGGAAAAACGAGAGCUGAAGCUCUUCAGCAACCAGAGGAAGAGGGAGAACCUGGGCCGCGGUAACGUCAGGCCCUUCCCGGUGACCAUGACUGGAGCUAUCUGUGAACAGUGUGGGGGACAGAUAAACGGAGGUGACAUUGCCGUCUUUGCGUCACGGGCGGGCCACGGAGUUUGCUGGCACCCACAAUGCUUCGUGUGCAGCAUGUGCGAUGAGCUACUGGUGGAUCUUAUCUACUUCUACCAAGACGGGAAGAUCUUCUGUGGUCGCCACCAUGCUGAGAGACUCAAACCUCGUUGUUCAGCCUGUGAUGAGAUCAUUUUUGCAGAUGAGUGCACAGAGGCAGAGGGCAGGCACUGGCACAUGAAGCACUUUUGCUGUUUCGAGUGCGAGACAGUUCUGGGCGGCCAGCGUUACAUCAUGAAAGAGGGCCGGCCGUACUGCUGCACCUGCUUUGAGUCCCUGUAUGCAGAGUACUGCGAUUCCUGCGGGGAACACAUCGGUAUUGACCAGGGUCAGAUGACAUACGAUGGCCAGCACUGGCAUGCCACCGAGGCCUGUUUUAGCUGUGCUCGCUGUAAGAAGUCCCUGCUCGGUCGUCCUUUUCUACCCAAGCAGGGUCAGAUCUUCUGCUCUCGAGCAUGUAGCAUUGGCGAUGACCAAAACGGCUCUGAUUCCUCAGAUUCUGCAUUCCAGAGCGCCCGUUCUCGUGAGGCCCGGCGCAGCAGCUCCAAAUCCAACAAGAGCAAUAAUGUUGGUAGUGGAGGAGACGGGAACCAGGGAGGAAAAGGUUCAGCUGGGCGUUAUUCUGCUGAUGUUGACCCACUGUCCCUGCAAAUGGACUUGCUUAGCCUGUCCAGUCAAACGCCCAGUCUGAACAGAGAAUCUCCAUCUUGGAAGACGCAGGCUGAGAUGUAUGGGUACGAGAGCCGCAAUGAACUCUCUUCAAACCCUCUGCAUUUGCUUAGUCAAUGCAACAUCCGGACUUCCUAUUCCUCAAAUCUGUCCCCUGGUCACCCAGCAGAUCCAAGGCCCAAGGAGCCUGUGGCCUCCAAGAGACCCCCUGUAUCUGCUCUCAAAGGACAGUCUUUGAAUGAGAACUGGUUCCAACCAGGACCAGAGGACUAUUACCAACCUGCACUGCGAACACAGACGAGCUUUAAAGAGGUUCCACACAACAGCUUCAUGGAUAAGCGCUCAGUGAGCCUGCAUGUAUUCCAGAGGGAGAAGGAGAAGGAUGUUGGACCGCAGAUGGGCCGUAGCAGGAACCCAAUUAGUGCACUUGGCUUUAGCGAACAGCUCACACCACUGGAGCAGACGCCACAUGGCUCUAUGGAGUCACUGGCUCUAUCUAAUGCUACAGGCACCUCUGCAGAUGGCGACAGUAAACGGCAGGAGCAUUUGUCUCGCUUCUCAAUGCCAGACUUGAGCAAAGAUUCUGGCAUGAACGUGUCUGAAAAAAGCAACAUGGGCACCCUCAACUCCUCUGUGCAGUUCCACAGCUCUGAAUCUCUGCGUAGCCUGAACUCCGCACAGCCCUACCUGGAGCUUGAAGCCCCGGUGCAAGUCAAAUACCCUGUGCAAUACCCCCGUGAACCUCCUGGAAUUAAUGCUUUACCGCCUGGAUUUGCCUAUCAGGAGGAGGAUCGCGCAAGUUUGGUAAGCAACGCCAACAACGCCCGUCUACCACCCAUGAGUGAACGGACCCGCCGUAGAAGCAUCGACCACGAAGAGCCACGGCGUCGACACCACCACCAUCGCUCUCGCCGUUCCAGGCGUUCCCGUUCGGAAAACGCACUUAACCUUGCUGCCGAGCGCCGCCCGCCUCCAAAACGAUCUCAACUUCAUGUCCGUGAGGAUUAUGACCAGUUCCCUCCGCCCCGUGGGUCACGGGACCACUACGGAAGUGGAAGUGGCAGGCUGAGACAGCAGCCUUUCAGACCUUGCCCUCGGACAACCUCUGACCUCACGCUUCAAAACCCCGCGCUACACCGACACCAGGGCCCUUAUUCAUGGGACCAGUACGAUUACGAUGACGAUUGGUGCUCGACCUGUUCCUCAUCUUCUGAGUCAGAAGAUGAAGGGUAUUUUCUGGGCGAGCCAAUUCCCAGACCGGUCCAGCUGAGGUACAUGACCAGCGAAGAGCUGCUGCGCAAAUACAACUCUUCAGGACUCGGCGCAUCCGGUCAGUUCGGGAGCCGAGGACAGUUACACACUCGCAAACGUAGGAAAAGCAAGAACUGCAUUAUCUCCUAAAAGUCACAUCUGCAUCACGCACAACCUUGCACAAGAUUUUUUUCCGUCAGUAUAGUUUAAAAGGCUUUUCGGUGUUGUGAGGCUAUCAGUGACUAAUACGCAGUAAUUUAAUUUGUUCAAGGCUCAAUUGCAUAUGCAUGCUUUCUCAUGUGAUAUUUACAAAUUAUUCUGGAUGUUACACUUUUUUUAGGGACUUCUUAAAUUCGCAGCACUGUUGCCACAUUUGUUACAACUAAUGUGCAAUUUUUCGUUAUGUAAUCCAUUCAGGCACAGUGAUGGUUUUUUUUGUAUGGUGUUUGCUUUGGGCUGAAAAUCCCAUUAAUAAGAUGUAUAUAGGCAACUGAAUGAAGAAAUUUACUAAGUUAAGGAUGUAAUGUAAAUUAUCUGUAAAUGAUGUACCACAUAUUUUUAUAUUUUGUAUCAAUAGAAUCAUUUAUGUACUAAGCAAAAUGUAGAGAAAAUAGUAAAGGCAUGCACGUUAAUUUGCUGAUUUUUGUCCUGUAUUGGAAAUUAAAGAGUAUUUCUGUGAGA
Molecule: messenger RNA, 3549 nt
Organism: Ctenopharyngodon idella (grass carp)
Lineage: Eukaryota; Metazoa; Chordata; Actinopteri; Cypriniformes; Xenocyprididae
Gene: prickle2b
Product: prickle homolog 2b
Exons: 8
Coding region: 490-3018 (842 amino acids)
Molecular function (GO): zinc ion binding
Source: RefSeq, a predicted model, not a curated record